Triticum aestivum (bread wheat) is the source of this 1881-nucleotide messenger RNA. RefSeq lists its product as uncharacterized. Lineage: Eukaryota; Viridiplantae; Streptophyta; Magnoliopsida; Poales; Poaceae. Gene Ontology annotation, biological process: shoot system development; root development. The record is from RefSeq and is a predicted model, not a curated record. The coding region runs from base 674 to 1711 and encodes 345 amino acids. The transcript has a single exon.
AACAUCAGUUCUACCCCAUGAUCAGAAUUCAGAACAAAGCAUUCCACGUCAAAAAAUUCGAUGCUAAAACAAAAAGUAUUCUGGCCCCUCACGCUCUCGGGACCCUCUCCUCGUCGCCAUGCACCGGCCAGGGCAGCACCGUACCACAUACAUGGACGACGGACGCGCCCCCACCGAAUCGACUGUGCCGCUGCCUGCUGAUCGAUGCCGCCCACAAACGGACGAGCCAUGCUACACACACCCCCUCCGUGGCCGAAUGCCUGCCACUCCGCCCAUCACGGAACGCGCCGGGCGUUUUGCCGGAAAUCAAAAUCCACCGCAGCCCGCACCGACGAACCCCGUGCCCCAGCCCGAAGACGUUUAAACGUAACGGCGACGUGCCUGCCGCUGCAACGCACGCGGCAGUCAAUGUGGCGCAAGCCCAACGCACGACGUCCCACCCUGACUGAGCCGCGAGUCCAAACUCCCCCAGAGUCCACCUGCACACACAGCGCUCGCCUGACCUCGGCGACCUGUAUAAAAGACACGAGCACACGGCGGCAUCGGCAAACCACCGGUCCACCGCAGCACGCACGCCUUCCUCGCGCGUUCCGAGUCGCAGGCCCCAGCCCCGGCCUUUAAAAACCCGUGAGCCCCCGAUACGUCGCUCGCCACGGCAAGAAGCACAGGCACCAUGGCCGGGUACCGGCGCACCAUCUCGUUCCCUACCCCGAAGGCGGCAGCCGCCGCCAACGGCAAGCUCGCGGCGGCCUACCGCGUCCGCUCCGCCAGCCUCCCCUGCCGCUUCCACCCGCUCGUGCUACAGCUCGACGACGACGUCGCCGCGCUGCGCCUCGUGCUCGGCGCGUCCUGCUCGGCGUCCUCCGUCUCCGCGGCCGCCUCGCACAUCGGCCGGGUACUGGCCUCGCUCUCGGACCUGCUCCACCACCCGCAGGCGCAGGAGCCGCUGCGCCGCCUCGGCAUGUCCCCGCUCGCCGAGCGCCUGCUCGACGACUUCCUCCGCCUCGCCGACGCGCACGGCAGCUUCCGCCAGGCGCUCGUCGCGCUCGCGGCGCUCCAGGCCGAGACGCGCGCCGCGCUGCGCCGCGGCGACCCCGGGCGGCUGGCGUCCGCGGCUCGCGCGCAGCGCCGCGCCGGACGCGACCUCCCCCGCCUCGCGGCCGCCGCCCGCGCCGUGGCCACCAAGACUCCCACGCCGCUCCCCGAGGAUCUCCAGCCCGAGACCGCGGCCCUCGGCGCGGCGAUCGCCGACUCGACCGUCGCCGUGGCGUCCGCCUCCGCGGCCGUCUUCUCCGGCGUCUCCUCCCUCUCCAACGCAGCCGCCGCCGCCCGCGUCGAGGUCGCCUCCACGCCGUGCUGGAUCACCGCGCCCUCAAGAUUCUCAUCCGCAUCCGCAUCAGACGCGCCAAGAACCAGCCACCAGCGCGUAUGGUGGGUGGCGGACCUCGUGCGCUGGAUGUCGCGCGCGAAGCGCCGGUCGGCCGGGAAACAGAGCAUCACCAACGAGGACGACGCGUCCACUUCCUCUACGGUGCAGCUCCGGCCCGAGGCGCGGAUGAAGCCGGAGGAGCGGGCGCGGAAGGCCGCACUCGAGCUCCACGACAACCUGGAGCGGUGCAUCGCCAGCGUUGACGGCAGCGGCGAGAAGGUGUUCCGGGCGCUGAUCAACACCAGAGUCUCCCUGCUCAACAUCCUCAGCCCAACCUUCUGAUCCCGCACCGGAACUUUGGGAAACGUUUUGCUUCAGCUUUCGUGGCUUGGACAGGAUUUGUACAUAGUAUAUCGGUAGCAUGUUGUCCCCCGGGCCGGGUCGCAGCCUUUGCGUUCGCCUGCAUCUAUCAACGGAUUUGGAACCUGGCGUUACAAAUCGCGCAAUCUGCA